Molecule: messenger RNA, 2299 nt
Organism: Psylliodes chrysocephalus
Lineage: Eukaryota; Metazoa; Arthropoda; Insecta; Coleoptera; Chrysomelidae
Source: the annotation of a GenBank genome assembly
AUCGGUAUUUUAUUUGUUUAUAAAUUAAAUUAAUUUUUUUUUGUUUUUGUUUGUUUUAGGCCUACUAGCUUUUGGAGUAAAGGAAUCUUCAACUAUUAAUAAUCUAUUUACUGUUGUGAAUUUGGUUACAAUUGUUAUAGCCAUAGUAGCUGGUUCUCUUAAAGCUACCAUUGAUAACUGGAAAAUCGACCCAAACCUUCUUUCAGCAAGUGAUCAAAAACUAGCUGGUGACGGAGGUUUUCUCCCAUUUGGUGUUUCCGGUAUAAUGGCUGGAGCGGCAAAAUGUUUUUACGGUUUCGUGGGAUUUGAUGCAGUUGCUACCACAGGAGAAGAAGCAAAAAAUCCACAGAGGGACAUCCCUUUAGCUAUAGUAAUCUCUUUGAGUAUAAUUUUCGGUGCCUAUUUUGCUAUUUCUACUGUGUUGACGAUGGCAUGGCCUUAUUAUUUACAGGAUCCUGAUGCUCCAUUUCCGUUCGUCUUCGAUGCAUUUGGUUGGACAACCAUAAAAUGGUUAGUUACCAUAGGCGCUGUUUUUGCUUUAUGCACAAGUAUGUUGGGCGCUAUGUUUCCUUUACCACGUGUCCUCUAUGCUAUGGCCAAAGAUGGAAUCAUUUUUAAACAAGUGGCAAUAGUUAGUAAAAAGACGAAAACGCCUAUAUUUGCUACGAUAUUAUCCGGACUUUUGUCAGGUAUCAUGGCAGUUCUUUUUGACUUAGAACAGUUGAUAGAUAUGAUGUCAAUUGGAACACUAUUAGCAUACACUAUUGUAGCUAUAUCUGUGCUUCUGUUAAGGUAUGAACCCAGUGAAGAAAACUCUUUUGCUGAAAAUACAACAAAAAACUUUAAGGAUGAAACCAUAGAGCACUUUAUGUUUGCCAGUUUGAAAAACUUAUUUAACCUUCACGGUAUUAAGUACCCAACAAAAGAAUCAUCACUUAUUGUAAACUGGAGCAUUAGUUUAUUUAGUUUAUUCACUGGCCUGUUUUGUGCUACAGUUGCCAACGGCCGCAAAUUAGUAUUUACAGAACCACUUUACAUAUUUGCUUUCAUUGUAACUAUAAUUGGCAUGGCAGUUUUGAUGGUUAUCAUUAUUCGACAACCAAAAGCAGAAGUCGAGUUAUCCUUUAAGGUACCUUUGGUUCCAUAUAUCCCAUGUCUAAGUGUUGUCUUCAAUUUAUAUCUUAUGUUUCAAUUGGAUCUACAUACCUGGAUUCGAUUUUCGGUUUGGCUUUUCAUAGGUUUCCUGAUCUAUUUCUUGUAUGGAAUAAAAAACAGCGAAGAAAGCGAAAAAAACCAAAAGGCCAGGCAAUUUAAAAAAGAACAAUUUGGAAAAGAAACGACAUCUUUUUAAAACAAACUUGAAAAUUAAACUAGUACAAACCUAAUAAAAAUAGAAGAACAUAUUCAAAUGAGUUAAAUAUUUAUGAUUUAACUUACUCUGUUCCUGAUAGCAGUGUCAAUUUAAAACAGAGUUGAAUAACUUUUUUUAUAAAUGUCUAUAUUUGUGCUAGUCAUAAAAAUGCCUACAAAUAAAAAUAUAGCUUGAAUCGUAAAACAUGCAGAAGAAGAGGAAUACAAAAUUUACCUGUGACUAGAAACAGCCGAAAGUGCAAUUAAAUGGACGGAAGGACACAAUUCGCUUAAUUUUAUACAUUACAGAUAAUCAAAACAGUUAAUGUUUUGUUAUGCUGUAAGAUAUUAAUCUCGAAGUUUUUAUAUGCAUAAAUAAAAUUACAUUUUUGCCUAAAAAGAGGUAAUUUUCAAUCAAGUACAAAAAGCAGACAGUAGUUUCUUGUAAAUAUAAAUGGAUAAGCUAAAAUUAAAUUCACAUCAUAAAUAAAAAUACAGGAAAAUUUACUAUAUUGUUUUACUAGUAUCGUUUUUUAUUGUAUUGUAUAAUUUUCAUAUAUUCACACUUACUAUUUGAUCUGUCGCCACUGAAAUUAAUUGGUUAGGUAUUACAAAACAUUGCUUAUUUAGUUAUUUUUUUCUUAUCAUUUUGACGGCUGGUUCGGUAAAAUAUAGGGUUUUAAAUUAGGUGUAACUAAUUACUACAAAAUAUUCUUUUUAUCAAAAAUUACCUUACUGUAAAAUAGUGUAAAUAAUAAUUUAAGUAUAAAAUUAGAUACAAUUUUGUUGUGUACAUAAUAAUGACAAAUCGUUUUAAAAAAAUAAUGGACAGAAUUUUAAAAUUUAUAGACUUUUUCAAUACUCAAUGAGUGUAGCUACGCAUGUUUUUUUAUAAAUUGAUGUGAUAGAAAAUAUAUGUAGUUUUUUAAUAAAAUCCGAAAUUUAAAAG